GAGCAGCCUUGAACCACACCCAGGCAGCACAGCCGCCACCCAGACUCUCUCCUCCGCCCAGUUAAGUUAAACAUUCAUUGUGCAAGUAGUACAGCUGACUGUGUUUAUUAUUUUGCCCAAAACCCUGUGCAUAAUACGGGCUCACUCUAGUGUACUAAUUUAGUCUUUUAAUAGAUAAUUUCAAGGGAAUGACUUCAUUGUUACCUCAGUCUGCCAAGGGGAAAUCCUGAGAAGACAAGUCGGUACCAUCUGUUGUCCAGUUUGACUGUGAGCUUGAAGUGCUCCUCCCAGGUCGGACACCACCGCCAAAAUGUUUCUGACAUACGACAAGAUUAGCCGGGUGCUCUUCUGGGGCUGCGUGAGUGCCCUCCUGGCCACCCUGCUGAACCUGCUGGGUCUCUGCUCCUGUUGUGUGACAUUCCCUCUUGCCUGGCUCCUGUCUUCUCUUAUCUACUUGGCUCUAGCAAGUAUGAAGGUCCCAAUGUCAAGGAAGGCGGUGCUCAUAACAGGCUGUGACACGGGCUUCGGUCAUGCCCUUGCACUACAUUUGGAUAAAAUGGGUGUCCGAGUAUUUGCCUGUGUCCUCAAAUCCGGAGGCGAGGGGGCGGAGCGUCUACGGAAGGGGGGCUCCAGCCGCCUCCACGUCCUGCAGAUGGACAUUACCAACCAGGAGGAGGUGAAGAAGGCGCUGGAAGAUGUAAAGAACCUGUUGCCGGCAGAAGAGGUGCUGUGGGGAUUGGUGAACAACGCCGCUAUCUGCACACACGGGGCUGUCGAGUGGGUGACCAUGGAAACUUGUCGUAAGAUUAGUGACGUCAACAUCUUCGGGACCAUCGCCGUCACCAAGACCUUCCUUCCUCUCAUCAGGAAGGCGAAGGGUCGAAUUGUGUCCAUGGGCAGCGCGCGGGGCCGCCUCCACAUCCCUAUAGGCACCACCUAUGACCUCAACAAGCACGCCCUCGAGGGCUUCAAUGACGGACUCAGAAACGAGAUGAGACGAUUUGGUAUUGACGUUUGCCUCAUUGAACCUGGCAACUUCACAGCGGGAACGGGCAUCUUCCGCGAGAGUGACGUGAGGCGUGACGGGAAGGCCAUGUGGGCAGCCAUGGACGAAGAGGUCAAGACUGCCUAUGGUAAAGAUUUCUUCGAUGAAACCAUUAACUUUCAGCUGAAUAUCACACGUUCCGGGAACCCGGACGUGAGUGAGGUGCUGACUGCAAUGACUGACGCCCUCACGCAGAAGUACCCGCAGAGUCGCUACCAGCCCAUGGAUAUUACUAUUUACCUCGCCGUGUUCCUGAAUCAGCAUUUCCCUGAGUGGGUCUACGAUUACUUGUGGGUCGAGUAUAUCUUAAAGAAGGGACUGUAGCUUCUCUUGCUUACCCCACACGGAGGCUCGUCCGGCGCGAACACCUAACCUGAGGGAGGAAGCCUUUAUCCAUCCCAAACACGCACGUAACAGAAAUUAGGCUUGGUUAUUCUAGCACGCAUAUAACUCAAAAUAUAAGGCUCGGCCAUCCUAGACACACAAGUAUCUCAGAAGCAAAGCGUAACCAUGUCAAACACAAUGAACUCAAAAUACUGCUCUAAGUACUGUAAUUCGACCUUACCAUUUUAAUACUUAGAAAAAUCUUGACUAUCUAUUGUCUUCCUACCCUGAGAGAGCUUCUGUUUCCUGGAUAACACUUAAACAUACUAUGACUAUUUUAAAGCUGAACCUUCACCAGUAUAUUCACUGAUUAAAAACUACGCCCAUGUAACAAUAAAUGUAAUAAAGCAA
This is a messenger RNA of Homarus americanus (American lobster), 1780 nucleotides long. RefSeq names its product D-beta-hydroxybutyrate dehydrogenase, mitochondrial-like. Bases 311 to 1369 code for a protein of 352 amino acids. Lineage: Eukaryota; Metazoa; Arthropoda; Malacostraca; Decapoda; Nephropidae. The transcript is spliced from 9 exons. The record is from RefSeq and is a predicted model, not a curated record.